UAGUCAACUUUGAUUCAUUCAUUAUGUUAUUAUUAUCAUAAAAAAAUUAUUAGUUUCUUUUUUUCCAAUAUAUUUUUUGUUUGUUUGUUUCGAGAAAAAACUUGUGCAAAUUUUAAUCGAAUAAUGACGAAUCGAUAUCAAUCAUCAUCAUCAUCAUCAUUUCAUCAAAUAAUAAUUUGGUUAUUAUGUUGUUAUACAAUUAUUAUACCAGUGAGAUUAAAUCCAUUAAUUAAUGAUGAUAAUCAUAAUUUAUCAACAACAAUUAAUGAUGAACAACAACAACAACAAAAUGUUGAUGUGAUUAUAUCGUCAGGUGAUUCAUCAUCAAACGAUGAUAAACAACAACAACAACAAUUAAAUCCAAUAGCACAAUUUAAUGAUCGAAGACGUGAUAUGUUUUUCGAAGAUUAUAGUAUUAAACAGAUUCAAGUUGUCGAUACGAUUGCAAACAAUACCAUUAAUGGUAAUGGUGGCGGUUUAAUCAAUAUUAAUAAAUAUAAAUCAAAUAAGAAAAAAAUAACACAAUUACCGCUUGCUGAAUUAUCUAUUUCAACUGCAUCGACAAUUGAAAUAAUGAAUAAUCAAUCUACGACGACAACUACUACAACAACAACAACAACACCGAUACCAAUUGAAUUGAAUUUUCAAUUAAAACCACAACGGCCAAAUAUUUUGUUACCAAAAUUAGAACAAACCGGACGGCCAUCAUGUCUUACAACACCUGAUGAUACAUUUUGUGAAAAUGUUGAUAAUUAUCCCAAAAGCAUCAUCAAACAAGAAGUGGAUUUUUCUGUUGAUCAAUUUGCCGAAAUUUUUGGCAAUAAAGAAAUCGAUGGCCGUACAAUAAUGGAUGUUGAAAAUGAUGAAAGUGUUUGUGGAAAAACACCAAGAGUUAUUUAUCCAAAAAUGGCUAAAAAUCAAGCAAAUCAAUGGAUUUAUGUGGUUAAUGAAGUCGAAUAUACACAGGCAGUUGUAGCCGAAAUUUGUCAACGACCGGGAAAACCAUGUGCAUAUAUGGAUAGUUUACCAAUGGGAAUGUCAUCAAUGUGUAAACAAAAAUAUUCAUAUAAACGUUUAUUAGCAUUACAUCCAACAGAAAAACGUACAUAUCCGGAUGCAUUUCGUUUUCCAUCAUGUUGUUCAUGUUAUAUAAAAACUAUUGAUGAUUUUAUGGCAAGAAGUAAUUUUCGUAAAAUUGAUAAACCAAUUACUGUUGUCGAUACAAUCGAACCGAAAUUAUCAUCAUCACCAGAAUCAUCAUCAUCAUCGAUUAUUAUUAUGGAUGAUAAUAAUAAUGAACAAUCAAUUCUAAAUAUAACAAUGGAUAAUAUAAAUAUUUCCGAUUUAGAUUUACAUAAAUUUGAAACAAUAAUAAUGACAUCAUCACCUCUACCAACAACAACCAUAAUGACACCCGUACAAAAUCAAACAUUCAUGAUCAAUUAA
Molecule: messenger RNA, 1446 nt
Organism: Dermatophagoides pteronyssinus (European house dust mite)
Lineage: Eukaryota; Metazoa; Arthropoda; Arachnida; Sarcoptiformes; Pyroglyphidae
Biological process (GO): central nervous system formation; innate immune response
Cellular component (GO): extracellular region
Molecular function (GO): Toll binding; growth factor activity
Source: RefSeq, a predicted model, not a curated record